CGAGUGCGCGCACGCGGAGAGCACACGUCCGCGACCGACGGCAGUGAGUGACAGUGAUGAGUUGCGAUGGUCGACGAAGAGCGCUCCUCCUCGGAGAACGUCGGCAUGGCGGGCGAGCUGGGUCGCGCGCCCACCGCCACCGUGUCCAGCCUCAAGUCGGAAGACUCCACCGAACAUCUCAUCUGCAAGUCGCCCCCGAAAGUGAAAAAGAUCAAAUCGAUUAAGGAACAGAGUGUGACUUCGAAAAGUGUGGAAGCGGGCAGUGAGACGCCGACGCGCAAGAGGCUGGUGGUGGUGUUGGGGCUGGCGCAUGUGGUGCUGGGUGCGCUGCUGGUGGGCGCAGGCGCGCUGGGUGUGGCGCGGGGCGCGGCGCUGGCGAGGGUUGGCGCUGGGCUCUGGGCCGGCUGUGUUGCCGUCGUAGCCGGCGUUGUAGGGGUGUUGGCCGGCAUCAACGACUGCUACGGCCUCAGUAGCGGAGCCAACGGCGGCCCACUGCUGACGACGUUCCUGGCGCUGUCGCUACUGAGCCUGGCUUGCGGCAACGGUGCGGCCGUGCUCGCAGCCACUGGCUUGCAGCGCGACACGAUGCGCGCGCGCGCACCCACCGCCCUGCCCUCCUUCCAGGAUGAAAUGGAAGCGUGGUCGCCAGUGCUAACGAACAUCGGGCUGCUAAUAAUUGCGUGCGCACAGUGUAUCGCGAGUGUGGCGUCGAUUUGCGCAUGCGCGCGGCGCGCCUGCGCGUGCCUGCGCCCGCGCCAGCCUUUUGACCACAACACCUUCGACGCGCGACCGCUGCAGUCCUUCGCAGUGCACGUCGACGAGAAGCCGCACCACGACCCGGACGGGCUCAAGAGCAACGAGCUUUGUAAACAUUUGGAAGGAAAGCUUCAGGGCGAUGGCGCUAAGAAAAAGAAAGAGGAGCCACCAGAAUACGGCAGCGCCAACAGCAAAGAGAAGUUGGUGACGCGGUGGCUCGGCCACGCGGGCGCGGCCGGCGUGAGGGCGUUGGGAGCACCUCCCGCAGCGCUGGCGCCGAUGGUUGUGCCCGUGGGAACUGGAGGGCUUGGAAGGAGAGGCAAUGGAGUGCGAAAGGCGAGAAAGCUGCCGCCGCCGGUAAUGCUUCUGCCGGCGCAUCCCGCGAGCACGCUUGGCCGGGUGCCGCCCGCUUGCGUGAUGAUGGGGCCCCCGCGGUACGCCACGCUGCCACUGCCACCCGCGCCCUACCCGCCGCCACACGCCCCAGUCUACUACCACAUGCCUGAUGGGCGGCUGCGCAGGCGCGUGUCUCCUCGCACGCAGCAGCGGCGCCGGCGCGAGGGCCGCGAACGACAGCGCGACGACCACCUGACGCGCUCGCUGGAACGGAUCCAUCGCAAGCGCAGGGCCGAGCGCGAACGCCUCGCCGAGGCCGAACUUAAGAGCACUUACACGGGAUUAGACAGAGCGUACGCGGAGCAGUUCAUCGCGGUGUGCGACGAGAGCCGGCACGCGCACGCGCACGCGCACGACUCGCUGCCCAGCACCGCCACCAGCCACACCUCCGACACCUCGCACACUUCCUGAGCCAGAACCAUCCUUCUACCGAUGAGCAUCAACAUCGGGUAGCAUUAGCGUGAUUUGUGAAGAAAAAAAUCACUACUACCUAAGCCCUAUCCGUAUCGUGCAAUUUGCUGACUUCAUAUAAUUUUGAAAUGACAUCUGCAGUUUUGGUGCUUUUCAGUAUUAUGCAAAUCAUUCCAACCAAUCAGAUCGAAGUGUGAAAUGGAUACAUUGUAAUGUAAAUAACUAAAUUUCACGCAAACUUUAUAGCAAAUAUUUAUAAUUAAUUAUAGAUUUCUUUAUAGAUAAACGUAUUAUACACGAGUGUAUGUAUGAAUGAAAGUUGUAUGUAGGUACACCCGUGUGUACGUAAAAUCUUAAUUACGAUUACGAAAUCGAAUGAAAGAUUUUAGCGCAACAAAAUACUACAUUUAAAACACUAAAUGAAACUAUUAUACACAUUACGACUAAUUUUAGAAAACAAUCUCUAAAUUUUAAGCUUAAUUUGAACAUAUCACACCAAACUAACUAAGUAUAUUAUAGUUUUUAAUUAAUUUUGUAAAUAAUAUUUUAACAUUAUACGCACAUUGCACAUCAUGAAAUACACUAACUUAAUUAUGACUAGUUUAUUGUAAAUUUACACUAACACUGAAAUGGCUUCUACCGUGAAAAUUGGGCAACAACAUUUUUGAAUUCUUUUGUUGUGUGAAUUUACAUAAAAAUCUAUGUGUCAAAAAACCAAAACGUAAAAGUUUUGAAAUUGAUCAUCCACUAAUUUGGGAAAAUUGCAAUUGAUCAAGUUUCGUAGAGGUGGACAACACGAUGAUAAACUCACCAAAAUAAUGUUAAUUACGAAAGGGACCAGUGUGUCGCGUGUCGGUGCGAUUUCACGGUAGAAAUGCACGUGUGCACCGCAUCGUUAUCGCAAUUGUAAACUUGUGUAAAUCGUCAAAUAUCUGUGUUAUACGCUAUUUUUGAAACUUAUUUAUCGUCUAGAUCUAGAACUAGUUUAGACUAACUAUUAGACUUUAGUCUCUUCCAUAAGUUAUCUAAGAAUCCCCAGUCACACCUCCACAUAUUACUUUGCGGUACAACUUAUGCUGUAAUAAUAAUUUAAACCGAAAGAAAUUCAUUCCAAAAUUUACCCGACGAAGUAAGGAUUCCUACAGAUAGUUUUGAAUAGUAUAUUUUAUCAACGAUAUAACUUGUACCUCUGAGUUGUUGCCGAGGGACCAACCCCGGAUCUACGGUUUUUCCGAGCGGGGCAGCAACUUGAUAGUCCCUCUCUCUCUGAGAUAAAUUGUUAAAAAAAGAACAAAUACAUUAUAGGUGGCAUUUUUUGUGGCAAUUUUGAACUCUUUUUUGUUUAUUAGAUAAUAACUUUUGUGUGACACAAAAUUAAAUAUAGGAAACUUAGCUAACAAACAAUCAAGUGUUCAAAAAGGACACGUUCAUAAAUCAACCUCAACAGAAUAACGUGCGCUGGACCUUAGGCGCAUUUAACAAGUUUUUUUUUUCAAACAUAAUUUCAAACAUUGUGAUUUUGCCGCCUUUUGAGAAUGCCGCCCAAGGUAGAUGCCCAGUAUGUCCCCAUAGAACCGGGGUUGCGAAGGACACCACCAAACUUCCAUUUAUUUGAGUUAGAUUUACAUAAUAUUCGAUUGAAUUAUAUUUGUAUUUAAUAUUAGCUGUAACUAGUACCUAACGUUGUACAUUUCAAGCGAAGUCCGAUGUACCUAAGCGGUGCCAAAUUGGCGCAUCCGGCGCAUUAUGCCUCGUCUCUUCAUCUUUUGCUCAAUUCGUUUAUUUUAUUGUUAAGUUUUAAUACUAGGGAUUUCUUAAAAAUAUCUCCAUUUCUUAUUAUUUAGAUUGAAUAAAGGAGUGCGCUUUUGCUUUUCCACAUGUCCUAUUCCUUUGUCAAGGAAUUCUUAGUUAAAAAUUAUACACAUACAUAAAUAUUACAACAAUAAUUAAGAUAUUAAAAUGAAUAGGAACGACUGCAACAGUAAACGAAUUUAUCUUGAGAGUCAGUGACUGACCGAUUCGCUGACUAUAAUUUCCCGGGAACAUGGCC
Molecule: messenger RNA, 3613 nt
Organism: Hyposmocoma kahamanoa
Lineage: Eukaryota; Metazoa; Arthropoda; Insecta; Lepidoptera; Cosmopterigidae
Exons: 7
Coding region: 67-1563 (498 amino acids)
Source: RefSeq, a predicted model, not a curated record